GUAUCCAAGCGUGAGUCAUUCGGCAAACCAUAUAACGACGCCGUGUUCGGGACACGGCUCUGUAAAUUCUGAGAGAGAGAGAGAGAGAGAGAGAAUGGGGAGCAAAGAAGUGGAGGAAGAAGACGACGAGGGGCCACCGCCAGGUUGGCAAUCCAUCCCUCCCCCUUCUUCACAACCACCACCAGCCCCACCUUCCGAAAUGGCUCAAAUGGUUUGCGGUUCUUGCCGUCGCCUGCUGAAGUAUCCUCGUGGAGCCAGACAUAUUGAAUGCUCAUGCUGUCACACAGUCAACUUUGUAUUAGAAGCUCAGGAGGUAGGGCAAGUUAAGUGUGGCAGCUGUGAAAUGUUGCUGAUCUACCCAUACGGACCAUCAUCAGUCAAGUGUUCCUCUUGCCAUUUUGUGACAGAAAUUGGGGAGCACAAUAGGCGACCUCCAUGGUCUGUGCAACAAGCCAGGGCCGGCUUGAUAAAUUUUGAGGCUUAAGACGACAAGUUUAAGUAAUGUCAUUUUCUUAUAUUUAAUUUAAAUAUUAGUUAAAUUAAAUUUUAAUAUUGAUAUUAUGUUUUUUUUAUUAUUAUUUAAUAUGUCAAUUAAAGCACUUUCUUCUAUUUGUAAAAUGUAUUCUAAAACUUUUUUUUAUAUAUGUAACUUAUUAGAUAUAGUAUGACUUAUCA
Messenger RNA from Alnus glutinosa, 675 nucleotides. RefSeq names its product protein LOL2. The transcript is spliced from 4 exons. The coding region runs from base 95 to 484 and encodes 129 amino acids. The record is from RefSeq and is a predicted model, not a curated record. Lineage: Eukaryota; Viridiplantae; Streptophyta; Magnoliopsida; Fagales; Betulaceae.